AUGGGUUGUUGUUGUUCGAAAGCUGAAGUUGCACCAAGUCAUUCCGAGCAAAAAUAUAUCGUUCCAAAAGCAGCUGAACCAGAAAAAGUCGAAACAAAUGGACGAUAUAACAAAAUCGGCAUAAGCACAACAGAUCCAUCGUUAUUGAUUGAAGGUUAUGAAAAGGAAUCGUUAUGUUCACUUGAAGAAGCUUUAAAACCAUUUGAUGGAAAAAUUUCUCGAUUAAAUGAACAAAUUCGUGAUGCGAAAUCGAAAUGUUAUUAUCCAAAUGAACAUCAUUUAACUCAAGAUGAAUCAGCUGCACUCUAUCUUUAUUUAUCUCAAGAGAAAGGUGAUACAGUUUAUAAUUCACUUGAACAAUCUUGGAACAAAAAUAAUCGAGCGGAAAUGAUUCCUUGGUUUAAAUAUUUGAAAUUAUUAAAAUGUGGUUUGGACAAAUUACCCAAAGCUAGAUAUGAAGUCUGGCAAGGAAAUUAUCAUGAUAAAGAUUUAGAAAAAUUACUUCAAUCCAAUUCGAAACCAGAGUUAUUUACCAAAAUGGGUUUAACUUCGCCGUCGUUUCAAGAAGUUAAAAAAAAUCUUCAACAACAAUCGAAUUCGAAAAUGCUCUUUGUUGGUUUUAAAUAUGCUCAAGGAAAAGAUGUGACUGGUUAUGGACCAUCGAAUCAAAAAGAGACUUUCGUUUGGCCGGGAAUUAAAUUAACUCGUGGAAAACAAGUCGAUUCAGAUAAAGUUGGUUCUAUGAUUUUUCAUUUAAAUGGAAAAACAAGAUCUCAAUUAGAAGAAGAAAUGGAAGACAAACUGAAGGAAAAACAUUACGUUUGUCCAGAUGAUGAUUGUCUGAAUAGUUGUCGAGGAAAUCAUCCGAAUGGACAUUGUUAUGGUUUUGAAAGACUUUUACAUAAAUGUUCACAUCAUUGUGGUCCUGUGAAUCAAUGUGUUAUUUGUAAGAAAGAAUAUGCGGAUUUAUGUGAAUGUAAAAAAUGUCAUAAAAAAUCGUGUGAUCAAUGUUCGUAUAAAAUGAUCAAAAUUGAGCCGAGAGUACAAUAG
This is a messenger RNA of Adineta ricciae, 1050 nucleotides long. The record is from the annotation of a GenBank genome assembly. Lineage: Eukaryota; Metazoa; Rotifera; Eurotatoria; Adinetida; Adinetidae.